Musa acuminata AAA Group (dessert banana) is the source of this 2994-nucleotide messenger RNA. RefSeq names its product calcineurin B-like protein 10. The record is from RefSeq and is a predicted model, not a curated record. Gene Ontology annotation, molecular function: kinase binding; calcium ion binding. The coding region runs from base 1 to 429 and encodes 142 amino acids. The transcript has 4 exons. Lineage: Eukaryota; Viridiplantae; Streptophyta; Magnoliopsida; Zingiberales; Musaceae. Gene Ontology annotation, biological process: calcium-mediated signaling.
AUGGAGUAUUUUGACUUGAGCCAUAAUGAUGCCUUUGUAGUUUCUAUGAGGAUGAUCAAUACUCAGAGAUCGAGCUCGUCGACGCUGGGAGAGAGGCUACGCGUGCUGUCCAUACCGUUCAUAGUCGUCGCGGAGGCGCUCAUCCUUGUCUUCGCCGAUUGCUUCGAACACCACCCGCCGCUUUUCCGCCGUUCCCAGCAGACGACCUUCGACUUCGCCAGGCUCGCCCAUGACUCACAUUGCUUAAACGAGGGGGAGGCGCUGUACGAGCUCUAUAACAAGUUGAGCAACUCCAUAAUUAAUGAUGACCUCGUCCGCAAGGUUUUUUAUCUCUUUGAUGAAAAGAAAAAUGGUGCUAUUGAAUUUGAAGAAUUUAUACAUGCUCUUAGUGUCUUCCAUCCAUAUGCUCCCCUUGAGGAAAAAAUCUAAUGAGUGCUCAACUCUUCAAGAGAUUAACUUUUGAUUGAUUGCCUUUGCCAAAGCUUUAUUUUAAAAAAAGAUUUGACAAGAGAUUGUGUUUAACUUCCUUCUACAUUUUCUGCAGCUGCAUUCAGAUUAUAUGAUCUUCAACUAACUGGGUUUAUUGAGUAAGAAGAAGUGAGCUGCAAGCAUCGGUCAAAUUAUAGACAUUUUUUUGCUAAUUAAAAAUAUGGUUUCUGCACAUUUUGCACUCUUUUUCCAAUAGUGUUAUCGGGUUAUGUUGGCUAUUGUCCUGGGUUUGUGUUUUGUUUCUUACUUUUCAAAAUUUUCUUCAUUAGAUAGUCUUUUAAGUUAAAUGGGUCCUAUCCAUUUUGUGGAUUUCUUAUGUUUUCCUUCUGUUAUCGGGAUUUCCUGGUUAUCCUUACCAAAUUGAUGUUCCUAUUUGUAUAUAAAGCCACUUGAAUGAAGAAUCUUAACAGUUUUCUAGUUGCCUGUAGUUGAUAUAAUUGGUCGUUUCAUCGUACUCUUGUCUAUGAUAUUUGGUUGGGCACAUAUAAAUUGAUCUAAUACACUUCUAUUUUCAUCUAUAUGCUGAUUCAUUCCAAUUAUCCUAAAUGUGCAUGAUACUGUGAUUUAUUCUUAUUCCACUAGUUUUUAUUAUUUUAUUUUUCUCCAUUUUGCUGCAUGUAUUCUCAAUAACAUAAAUAACUGUGCUUCUAAGAACGUCAACCUUUUGCUUAAAUUUGGCCUAGUAGUGCUUGUAUGGAUGCCAUUUAGCUUUUGGUAUUCUGAAGUUCUUUUCAUGUAUUUGCAUGGCAACUGAUUGCAGUAAGACAAAGUUACAUUAGGAGCCAUCACCUACAUCAGUUGUGGUUUGAUUUUCCUGGUAGUUCUUAAAUUUCAGUCUAUAAUUUGCUAAAAUGUAGCAUUAACCCAUCGGUGUUUCUAAAGAUAUACUUUGUGGUUGGCUAGAUGAAUUGUUCCUUAUCUAGUUAUGUUAUUUUGAUAAAAAUUGUUGAACAUACAUAAUAAACAAAUCAUCUUUGGUUUCAAGUUUUGUAAUGAAAAGCCUAGGUGUGCUGUGGCAGCUAUGGAAAUGGACCCUCUGGUUUAGAUUCUGUUUUAGCAUUUUGACAUCCUUUAUGCUUGAAAUUUUAUGAAGUUUAAUGCAUUUUUAAUAAGCCUUUUCAGUUGGAAUUAACAAGGUAGUUUAAUGAACAAAAAGGCCUGUUGAAAUUUAGUUGUAGUUUAAUCGUUCCAAUCACUUACAUAUGUUAACAAUCAGUAGCUUUUCAAGUUUUUGCAUGGUUCUAAAAGUGACCGAGUAACACCAUCUAAUUUAGGCUUCACAAUUAAACUGUAACCUGUGAUGUUUUCUUGGUGACAAGAAAAACUGGAGCCUCUGAAUCUUCUGGAUGGUAAACAACUUUGUUACAAUCAUGUUUAUGUUGAGAGGGGCUAAAAUUCUGACACAAUAACCCAUUAAACAUCAAAUAGAAAUUAUUGCAAUGUCAGGUACUCGUGCUUAAUCAGAUAAUUUGCAAUUCCAUUGUACUUUUGUUUUAGGCUAAGCAUGAGAUUGAGGACCAAUGAGUUUGAAUUCUUCUGCUAGAUAGUAUUACUAAUUGUAUGUAACUAUAUUGGUAAAUUGAUAAUUUGUUUCUGACAGUUAGUAUUACUAAUGGCAUGUAACUUGAUUGGUACAUCACUAAUUUAUUUCUAAUAUUUCUUUUCCCUUUUAUACAGAAUUAUAAAUGCAGUUACAGGAAUGUUGGAUAGCAGAAGUUCACUUAGAUGGGAAAAGGAUAUUCUAUAAAGAUUUGAUCUCAUGCAUGACAUUGUUUAGUUAUAUUUUCUGUAUUUUUCAUCUUGGAUAUUCUUCUUUGUUUAUAUUGUUGCAACAUGAAUUAUUCUCCUGAUCGACAUGCUUCUUUCAUUGGUGUGAGAAUUCUCGUUUUACUUUAGCUCCUCUUUAGAGAAGAUGACAACAUUUCACACAUGGAACUCCUCUAUGGUUCCUAACAUGGUCUACUAGACUGAUGGAUUUCAAUCUUACAAAUCGAAGCUAUGUUACUCCUAUUGAGUUAUUACAUACAUUUUUCAUCAUCUCGUUUUGUUUAUACACAUUGAGAUGUACCAUCAUGUUCUCAUUUCUUAACAUAUAGAUUUGUAUUUCUUAGGUGAAGCAAAUGGUUGUUGUUGUUAUCAAGGAAAUUGAUGUUCAAAAAAUAGUUCUAAUGGUUCGCAUUUUUCCCAGGGAAGUCACAACACUUUUCCCCAGUUUUGUCUUCAACACGGUGGCCGAGGACUAAAUCAAACAUGGGUUGCAUGCUGGCGUGCUGGUUAACUCCGGCAGCUAUUGACAGAAUCAGACCGACGUUCUCCAGGGAGCAACAUCAUAUGGCAGAGCUGUGGCGCCGUUUGCUCUUUCAGCGACCCAUUUUGUUGGCCCACUACUCCUCAUGGCUUUCGUUGUCUCUGCCUGCCUGCCUGCCUGCCGUGUUGGUCCAAAGGUGUUGUUUUCAUGUUUCGAACCUCGAAACAAAUUGAAGUGCCUUUCUUCUCGUUUGUACA